AUGACUGGCCAGGAGAAUCCCCAGACCACCCAGGAGGUCAAGAAGUACCUGCAGCAGAGCCAUGACCGCAUCUUCGAGAACAACAAGAAGUGGGCCGAGGAAAUGGCGAAGAAGAAGCCCGAGUUCUUCAAGGACCUAAGCGCUGGCCAGUCGCCGGACUACCUAUGGAUUGGCUGCUCCGACUCGCGCAUCCCCGCCGAAGCUCUGACCGGCGUCGACCCCGGCGAGAUGUUCAUCCACCGCAACAUCGCCAACCUCGUCAACAACAUCGACCUGAACGUCAUGUCGGUCGUCAACUACGCCGUGCGCCACCUCAAGGUGAAGCAUGUCGUGGUCUGCGGACACUACGGCUGCGGCGGCGUCAAGGCCGCCAUGACACCGCAGGACCUCGGGCUGCUGAAUCCCUGGCUGCGAAAUAUCCGCGACGUGUACCGUCUGCACCAGGCUGAGCUUGACAGCAUCACAGACGAAGUCGCCAAGUAUGAUCGCCUGGUCGAGCUCAACGUCAUUGAGCAGUGUAGGAACGUGAUUAAGACAGCGGCGGUCCAGCUGAGCUAUGCGCAGAACGAGUUCCCGAUUGUGCACGGUUGGGUGUUUGGGUUCAAGGACGGGCUGCUGAAGGAUCUGAAGUUCGACCAUGAGGGCGAGCUCAAGGAGAUUCAGAAGAUCUACAACCUGAACGACCUUGCUUAG
Molecule: messenger RNA, 693 nt
Organism: Didymella exigua CBS 183.55
Lineage: Eukaryota; Fungi; Ascomycota; Dothideomycetes; Pleosporales; Didymellaceae
Product: carbonic anhydrase
Exons: 2
Coding region: 1-693 (230 amino acids)
Biological process (GO): carbon utilization; cellular response to carbon dioxide; cellular response to oxidative stress
Cellular component (GO): cytoplasm
Molecular function (GO): carbonate dehydratase activity; zinc ion binding
Source: RefSeq, a predicted model, not a curated record